This is a messenger RNA of Betta splendens (Siamese fighting fish), 1220 nucleotides long. It is a transcript of the gene blvra, whose product is annotated as biliverdin reductase A. Gene Ontology annotation, biological process: heme catabolic process. The coding region runs from base 187 to 1056 and encodes 289 amino acids. The transcript is spliced from 7 exons. The record is from RefSeq and is a predicted model, not a curated record. Gene Ontology annotation, molecular function: biliverdin reductase [NAD(P)H] activity; zinc ion binding; nucleotide binding. NCBI's taxonomy places the organism in Eukaryota, Metazoa, Chordata, Actinopteri, Anabantiformes, Osphronemidae.
CCGGCUGUUUCGUUCUGUUCAGCGAGCGCCCCUUACGUGAAGCGCUGACUGACGUUCUAUUCCAGGCUAAACUGGCAGGUUGUGUGUUGUGUAACCCAGUGCCUUGCUCGUCCUCACCGUGGCGGGGUCUCGCUUUUUGGAGGCGUAUUGAAGCAGAUGCAGUAAAUCCCCUGCCUCUCCAUCAGAAUGUUCGGGGCGGUGGUGGUCGGGCUCGGCUCGGCAGGCCUGGUGAGAAUUAGAGACCUGGUGGCUCCGCAGGCGGCCAGUCCUGCAGAGAAGCUCGCUGCCAAAGGAUUCACGUCCAGGAGAAGUCUGGGUGCUCAGCAGGGGGUGCCUCAGAUCUCUGUGGAGGAAGCUGUUGGCAGAGAGGACAUCCAUGUGGCGUUCAUCUGCACUGAGAAUGUGUCACACGAGGACAGUGUCAGAACCUUUCUGCAGGCAGGAAAGCAUGUUUGUGUGGAGUAUCCGAUGACCAUGAGCUACCAGGCGGCUGUGGAGCUCUGGGACCUGGCUCAGAGAAAAGGGCUGACUCUCCACGAGGAGCACAUUGAACUACUCACAGAGGACUACAAGCAACUCAAGAGGGAGACCAAGGGAAAGGCUCUGCAGGAAGGAACUCUCCAUUUCACAGGUGGACCUCUGAAGCCUGGGUUUGGGUUUCCUGCCUUCAGCGGCAUCGCUCGCCUCACCUGGUUGGUGGACUUGUUCGGAGAGCUGUCGGUAACUGCGGCAACCGUGGAGGAGGCGCCGGAGAGGAGCUACAGCAAGCUGACGGCACGGCUGCUCACGUCUGACGGCAGGCCUCUGACGUGGAUCGAGGAACGGGGACCAGACCUUCCCAGGGCCAAGAACAUCCACUUUCACUUUGACUCCUGCACUCUGACCCAAAUCCCUCCUGCACCCAGAGCCACUGUGGGUCUCUUCAUGCAGGACAUGAUCCACUUCUCCAGCAAGUUGCUGGGACAAGUGAGUCCAGAGGAGAUCCAGAGAGAGAGAAGCAGGGUCCUGCACUGCCUGGAGCUGGCGGAGAAGAUGCGCUCACUGUGCCAGCACUGAAAGGGAGCCUCGGUCCUGUCAAUCAGCUGGAUCAUCACAGUGUAUAUGAUCAACAGGUUUAAAAGCUACAACACUGACCUGAGACCAAAGCAAACGAGCAGCCUGAUUUCAUGUCUUCUACAAUAACUACAGCUUACAGUAUGAAUAAAAAUGAAUUGGAUGCA